Messenger RNA from Macroventuria anomochaeta, 914 nucleotides. RefSeq lists its product as uncharacterized. The transcript has a single exon. Bases 143 to 835 code for a protein of 230 amino acids. The record is from RefSeq and is a predicted model, not a curated record. Lineage: Eukaryota; Fungi; Ascomycota; Dothideomycetes; Pleosporales; Didymellaceae.
CCCACCAGACCAACACUGUUCAGCACCUCCACGAUGAUCCUCACAUACAGAAUGCUACUAAUUUUGCGCUCAGGUACCCAUAACCAUACCCAUCUGAACUAACCUCAACCGAUUACUACCACAUCCACAACACUAAAACAUCAUGCCACGCUACUCCCGCUUCGAGACCUACAGUGACGGCCAGUACACGUACGACGACCGCUACGAUACCGGUGAGUUCUCCACACACGGCCACUCCCGCGGUCCUUCAUCCAACGCCUUCUCGGACUGCACGUCUCAUUACGGCCACUCUUCUCCAUACCACCACGCUUCGCGCUUUACCCGCACUCACUCUUCUCGCCACUCCGGCCUUGAUGAACAUGGAUACCCUAUGGAGGGCGCGUAUGCAGGUGAAGAAGAUCUGCGCCGCCGCAUGUCUCGGUACCAAGUCGAUGAGUCCACCUCCACCUCUUACUCUGACCCUCGCACACGGCUAGGUCGGGAUGACCGUGACUGUGCGUACGACUUCGGUCGCCGGUCUCGUCUAUCUGAGCAAACCUACUCCGACCCUGAAGACCGUGAAGCCUGCCGAGAGCGUGAGCGCAAGCAGGCUGAGCUGGAGUAUCAGAUUCAACGUGAACAGGACCGUGAGCGCCGCUGUGCAGAGCGCGAGUCAUAUGAUGAGUAUGCAAGCUCGCGUCGUGGCGGUCGUCGUGGUGCUGUUACGGCGGGGAAUGAUGAGUAUCUUGCGUAUCAGCAGGCGCUGCGUGAGCAGCAGCAGCGUAAGUACGAGGAGCGCCCGGCGAAUGUAUGUGGGUAUGGAUGGGGCUGGUUCCCGUCGUAUGAGUUCUGCUAGAGUGUCAGCAUGAGCCUGCGACGUUGGCCAACGGUGAGUUUUGAUGAAGUAAGAGGUGAAUGAUGGUAAGGAAUAUCUU